Molecule: messenger RNA, 990 nt
Organism: Aspergillus alliaceus
Lineage: Eukaryota; Fungi; Ascomycota; Eurotiomycetes; Eurotiales; Aspergillaceae
Product: sideroflexin family transporter
Exons: 4
Coding region: 1-990 (329 amino acids)
Biological process (GO): monoatomic ion transport; mitochondrial transmembrane transport
Cellular component (GO): mitochondrial inner membrane
Molecular function (GO): monoatomic ion transmembrane transporter activity
Source: RefSeq, a predicted model, not a curated record
AUGUCCGCAUCACUGCCAGGGACUCGGGAAUUGCCCGCUUCGCAGUACGAUCUCACGACUUAUCUAGGACGCGUCCGCCAAUGUGCAGACUUAUCAGACCCGAGAACAUUAUUUACGUCAAGCGUUGGACUGCAGAAUGCCAAAGAGCUUCUCACGAACUACAAGUUGGGGCAAAUCCAGAACAUGACCCCGGAAUUGUGGCAAGCUAAGAAGGUUGUCGAUUCAACUAUUCACCCUGAUACAGGCGAACCGGUUCUUCUACCUUUCCGUAUGUCGUGCUAUGUCUUCUCUAAUCUGAUUGUCACCGCGGGCAUGCUUAUCCCGGGGAUGAAGUGGAAAGGCACUCUGGGCUGGCAAAUCGCGAAUCAAUCUCUAAAUGUGGCGAUUAACAGCGCGAACGCGAACAAAUCCGCACCUCUCACCACAGCCGGCAUGAUCAAGUCGUACCUCAUGGCCGUAUCUGCUUCUUGCUCGGUUGCACUAGGGUUGAAUUCUAUCGUUCCCCGACUGAAAUCUGUUUCACCAAGCGCGAAGAUUAUUCUUGGACGUCUGGUUCCCUUCGCGGCUGUUGCCAGUGCUGGUGCGCUGAACGUUUUCCUCAUGCGCGGUGAGGAGAUCAGGCAAGGAAUCGACGUAUACCCUUUCACAUCAGAGCCCAACGAAACAAUACAUGCUGGAGAAGAGAGACUCGUAGCCACGACGAGUCUGGGGAAGAGCCAGAAGGCUGCAACCAUCGCAGUAAGCGAGACGGCCAUUAGUCGCGUUGUCACUUCUACGCCUGUUAUGGUGAUCCCUCCUCUGCUUCUUCUGCGCUUCCAGAAGACAGCGCUGCUGAAGAAACGAUUGGUCUUUCUGACGUCCGCCUUCGCUCUUCCGUUUGCCUUGGGCGUAUUCCCACAAAGAUUGAUCGUAAACUCGGACAGCCUAGAGGAGAGAUUUCACGGAAGGGGAGGUGAGAAUGGGCAAGUGGCAUUUAACCGUGGCAUUUGA